AUGAACCUAUUCGCUCAGAGGAUCCAUACUGGAGAAAAGCCACAUCAGUGUUUGCUGUGUGGAAAGGCUUUUACACGAAAGGGUCAUCUGAAGCUACAUCAGAGGAUCCAUACUGGAGAAAAGCCACAUCAGUGUUUGCUGUGUGGAAAGGCUUUUACAUACACAACAACUCUUAAGAGACAUCUGAUGAUCCAUACUGGAGAAAAGCCACAUCAGUGUUUGCUGUGUGGAAAGGCUUUUACAGAAGCAAACACUCUUAAGAUACAUCAGAUGAUCCAUUCUGGAGAAAAGCCACAUCAGUGUUUGCUGUGUGGAAGAACUUUUAGAGAUCCAGAAAAUCUCAAGAGACAUCAGAGGACCCAUACUGGAGAAAAGCCAUAUCCAUGUUCUCAGUGUGGAAUGACCUUUAGUCACAACGCCAGCCUCAAGACACAUCAGAUGAUCCAUUCUGGAGAAAAGCCACAUCGGUGUACUCAGUGUGGAAAGGCCUUUACACAAAAGGGUCACCUCAAGCUACAUCAGAGGAUCCAUACUGGAGAAAAGCCACAUCAGUGUUCGCAGUGUGGAAAGGCCUUUAAACGAAGUACUCGUCUCAAGCUACAUCAGAUGAUCCAUACUGGAGAAAAGCCACAUCAGUGUUUGCUGUGUGGAAAGGCUUUUACAGAAGCAAAUGCUCUUAAGAUACAUCAGAGGACCCAUACUGGAGAAAAGCCAUAUCCAUGUUCUCAGUGUGGAAAGACCUUUAGUCACAACGCCAGCCUCAAGACACAUUGGAUGAUCCAUUCUGGAGAAAAGCCACAUCAGUGUUUGCUGUGUGGGAAGGCUUUUAGAGAUCCAAAAACUCUCAAGAGACAUCAGAGGACCCAUACUGGAGAAAAGCCAUAUCCAUGUUCUCAGUGUGGAAUGACCUUUAGUCACAACGCCAGCCUCAAGACACAUCAGAUGAUCCAUUCUGGAGAAAAGUCACAUUAG
Sardina pilchardus (European sardine) is the source of this 972-nucleotide messenger RNA. Its product is annotated as zinc finger protein 135-like. The transcript is spliced from 3 exons. The coding region runs from base 1 to 972 and encodes 323 amino acids. Gene Ontology annotation, biological process: regulation of transcription by RNA polymerase II. Gene Ontology annotation, molecular function: DNA-binding transcription factor activity; RNA polymerase II cis-regulatory region sequence-specific DNA binding. The record is from RefSeq and is a predicted model, not a curated record. NCBI's taxonomy places the organism in Eukaryota, Metazoa, Chordata, Actinopteri, Clupeiformes, Clupeidae.